Naegleria lovaniensis is the source of this 1680-nucleotide messenger RNA. RefSeq lists its product as uncharacterized. The record is from RefSeq and is a predicted model, not a curated record. Bases 1 to 1680 code for a protein of 559 amino acids. Gene Ontology annotation, biological process: peptide modification; carbohydrate metabolic process. Lineage: Eukaryota; Heterolobosea; Eutetramitea; Acrasida; Naegleriidae. Gene Ontology annotation, cellular component: plasma membrane. The transcript has 2 exons.
AUGUCUGUACAUCGAUUGUCUUCCUCUAUGAGUUCAUCUCAUCAUCAUUCGUCGGAUCUUUCUCAUGCACAACAUUCCCAUCUACCAUCAUCGUGGUUUACAUACGGAUCAUCCCAAACCAAUGAGAAAUUGUAUGAGAGAUGUCUAGAAAAUCCGUUUGUUAAUACAUCGUUGAGAUCGGAAGCUUCAGAUAAGCAAACAUCCAAACAUCAAGUUUUAAUAGAAUUAAUUGAAAGGAGUAGAGGAGAGUUUGUUUCUUGUAUUAAGGCAUGGGUGGAUCUGAUUGUAAAAACACAAAUUGAUGAGCCUUACCAAGCCAUGAUCAAUUCAUCAUCUAAAUAUGGAGGAGGGGUUAACGCAUUAAAAAUCACUGCUCGUGAUCUUGACUCGUAUACGGGAAUAUCAGGAAUUUUGUACAUGCUUAUAUACUUGUAUAUCAAAGCCAAUAGCCAGUGUACUUGGUCGUCACCUCCUCCCUCCGAAUGUUCAUCAGAGGGAAUAGCUGAAUUUUCACCAACAACGAAAGACAAUGAUCAAACAAAUAUUCCAUCUCCUUCUCCUCAAAAUUUGAAUGCAAGUCUUUUUUCCUUGCAAUAUUUGAGAGAAAAGAUUGAAUGCUGUCUGAAAAUUAUUGAGGCAGUCUUUAAGACGAGUACAAUACAAUUAGACAAUGGAGAUGUUAGUAUGAUUGGAGGAAUGAUGGGAUGUUUUACAUUGUGUGCUGUUGCGUAUGAUAUUCUUGGAGACUCUACCAACAGUGAGUUGGCCGUCACACGGAUUGAACACUACAUUUCUAAAUUGUGUAAGAUCAAUGUCAGCAAAAAUCAAUCAAAACCAAUAUCGAAUGAAUGGCUUUUUGGAAGAAUUGGAUAUGUUUAUGGCAGAGCUUUUCUGCAUGCAUACAAGACAUGGAAUGAAAAUUGGACCGCAGGAAGUUCCUCUUCGACCAACACAAUCACCGACAGUGCAUAUGAAAACGAUCCAGAAAUUGAUCAAGUUGUGAAUGAAAUUCUGAAAGAUGGGUCCUCUCAUCAAAAGAACUCAUACAUGUGGGAAUGGCAUGAUAAACAGUAUCUAGGAAGUGUGCAUGGUGUGGCUGGAAUCACAACAAUAUUAUUGGACAUUCCUAAAAUAAGGCACAAUCAAGAAGUCUACAGCAAGAUAUUGAACACUAUAAAUUCAAUCAUGAGCACGCAAUACCCAGAUGGUAAUUUCCCUUCAUCAUUGGGAAGUAAAACUUCACGGCUAUUACAGCUGUGCCAUGGAGCAACUGGAUACGUUGGUUUACUUCUCAAAUUAUAUGGCCUUACAGGAGAAACCUCGUACGUAGAUUCUGUAAAAAGGGCAUCGCAUUGUUUGUGGAUUUAUGGACUACUUAAGAAAGGUCUAGGGCUGUGUCAUGGAAUUUUUGGAAAUUUAUUUCCAUUUCUUCAACUGUACACAACACUUCACGAUGAAGAAUAUUUAUACAAGGCCAUUCGAUUUGCUCAGUUUGGAUGUGAAAAUCAGAGUGCACUAAUCUCUACUCCAGAUCAUCCAUUGUCGUUAUUCGAAGGAAUUGCUGGCUCUGUGAUUGUUUUGGAUGGACUUGUACGAUGUAUGGAUUGUUAUCAAGGUGGCUCCGUUCCCAGUUCUACACUGAUUCACAUGCCUGGAUUUGACCUCAAUCUUUUCAUGUAA